Molecule: messenger RNA, 781 nt
Organism: Misgurnus anguillicaudatus (oriental weatherfish)
Lineage: Eukaryota; Metazoa; Chordata; Actinopteri; Cypriniformes; Cobitidae
Gene: npm2b
Product: nucleophosmin/nucleoplasmin, 2b
Biological process (GO): chromatin remodeling; positive regulation of DNA replication
Cellular component (GO): cytoplasm; nucleoplasm; nucleolus
Molecular function (GO): chromatin binding; histone binding; RNA binding
Source: RefSeq, a predicted model, not a curated record
GUGAAGGGAAAAGCAAGUGAUUCAUUUGUCGCAUACGAUGCUUCAAAGCCAAUAACAUAAACUUACGCACGUUUUUAUUUUCCAUCCAUUCUACGGUAACAAAAUGAGCAAACCCGAGAAACCUCUUUCAACUCUUUGGGGUUGUGAACUCAAUGAGUCUAAUAAAGAAGAAUCCUUCAAGACGGACGAUACGAAUCAUCAACACCAGCUGGCACUCAGAACAAUGUGUUUGGGUCACACCGCCAAAGAUGAGUUUAAUAUUGUUGAACUGGUCAUGGGUGAAGGUAACAACAGCGCAAAAGCGGUUCCCAUAGCAACGCUACACGCCAAAUCCAUGCCAACGGUCAACCUGUCUGGUUUGGAUCUUCAUCCACCUGUGACCUUUCGCCUGAAGCACGGCUCUGGGCCAGUGUAUGUCGGCGCAGAACAUGUUGCCUUGGAAGAGUACUCUGAUGAAGAAGAGCUUGAUGAAGAGAUGGAUGAGGAGGUAGAAGAGGAGGAGGAAGAUAUUGAAGAAUCACCAGUGAAGAAAGUCACAAAAAAUGCUGCUGGCAAAAGAAAGAAGCCAGAAAAGGCAGAGGAUGAGGAAGCCUCUGAUGGUGAAAAUCCACCUAAAAAGGGUAAAGGAAGGGGACGGAAGGCAAAGGUUUGACCAGGUGUGGAUUGGGAACGCUCCGUACCCAGAAGGGUGCUGUUGGACAUUUAAAUUGGGAGCUUUAAUUUCUCACCAUGGUCCCAAUGUAGCUACACUUAUAUCAAUAAAGUUAUUGAGGAGAAAGCA